Molecule: messenger RNA, 827 nt
Organism: Microtus oregoni (creeping vole)
Lineage: Eukaryota; Metazoa; Chordata; Mammalia; Rodentia; Cricetidae
Product: TLC domain-containing protein 4-like
Exons: 1
Coding region: 9-800 (263 amino acids)
Biological process (GO): lipid homeostasis
Cellular component (GO): endoplasmic reticulum; membrane
Source: RefSeq, a predicted model, not a curated record
GAAGAGCUAUGGAUGCCAACACCAAAUUGGUCAUCGGCACGCUUUGUAGCAGCUUCCUCCUCUUCCAGGUUCUUUUCCAUUUUGUAAGUUACUGGUUUUCAGCCAAAGUUUCUACAGGUUAUAAUAGUCUUAGCAUCGACAAGAAGAUCGAAUGGAACUCAAGGGUAGUAUCUACGUGCCACUCUUUGCGGGUUGGGAUUUUUGGCUUAUACCUCUUCUUAUUUGAUGAGCCUACUAUAGCUGAUCCACUCUGGGGUGAUCCAAUGCUUGUGAAAUUGAAUACUGCAACUGCUUCAGGCUACCUCAUUUCUGAUUUAUUGAUUAUCCUUUUGAAUUGGAAAGUGAUGGGCGACAAGAUUUUUGUAAUUCACCAUUGUACGGCGCUAGCUGCAUACUACUUUGUACUGAAAGAUGGAAUGCUAGCGUACAUUGCCAACUUCUGCCUGAUUGCCGAGCUUUCCAACCCCUUCGUGAACCAGAGGUGGUUCUUUGAGGCCCUAAAGUACCCCAAGUUUUCCAAAGCCAACGUCCUCAAUGGAGUUCUCAUGACAAUGGUCUUUUUUGUAGUGCGGAUCCUCGCGAUACCUCCUUUGUAUUUCUUCAUGUACUCCGUGUACGGAACAGAAGCCUACAUGAGGCUCGGAUUUGUGGUCCAGUGUACCUGGAUCACUACCUGUCUUAUUUUGGAUGUGAUGAAUGUCAUGUGGAUGAUCAAAAUUACAAAAGGAUGCAUCAAGGUCAUCUCUCUCAUCAGACAAGAAGAAGCCAAGAGUAGCCUUCAGAACGGAAAACUUGAUUAAAGGCGUGCUUCAUCAAAAAAAAAAAAA